UUGUGUCAAACUCGGUUCGAUCAAUUGAAAGAGCUUCUUACCAAAGUCCCAACGCUAGGUCAUCCAGAUCUUCGUUAUCCUUUUGCGGUCGCUACUGAUGCCUCUGAUGUGGGUAUUGGUGCUGCCUUGUUCCAAGUCAUUGACGGCAAAAAGCGUUACAUUGCGUUUAUGGCUCGUUCGCUCAAUAAGCAUCAACGUCGCUACAACAUCUUCAAACGUGAGUUACUCGCUGUUGUCUUUGCCUUGCAAAAGUUCCACAAAUACCUUUGGGGCUCCAAAUUCCAAUUGUUCACCGAUCACCAAGCUUUGGUAUACUUGCACUCCCAAAAGCUUGCCAACGAUAUGAUGGCUCGUUGGAUGGCUACUCUCAUUGAUUACAAUUUUGAAGUUGUACACAUCCCUGGUGCCGAUAACACCCUACCUGAUCAUAUGUCACGCCUUUAUCCAGAAGGUCCAAGGCUGGAGGGGGGUAAUUUGGAUAUCAUCGGCACAAUCCCAGGCGUCACACAACAAUCACCAAUGGGAAAACAGCUUGAUAAAAAGAAGAAACAUGCUAUCAGACGUACGCUUAGAUCUCAAUCAAAAAACCAAAAGCAUGGAGUUGCCAAUGCACCCGAUACCAAACAACCAACUCCAUUAACAGGUCUACUUACACAGGACUAUAUCCCUGACAUGUGGACACCACCACCUAAUGAACGCCAAAAGAUCCUUGAUGAGCACCAUCUCCUUGGCCAUUAUGGUGCGGAUGCAAUCGUUGCUGCUAUUCGUAGUAAUGGGAUGAAUUGGACAUCAAUGCGCCAACAGGCUCUGGAUACAGUCCGCCGAUGUUUCAAUUGCCAGAUGUUCAACGUAUCACGUUCUGGUUUCCAUCCUCUGAAAUCAAUAGAAGCAAAGCGUCCUGGUGACCAUUGGGCUAUCGAUACUGCCGGUCCUUUACCAACCACAAGCCGAGGCUACAACUUUGUACUCGUUAUGGUUGACAUCUGUACACGCUUUUGUAUAUUAAGACCAUUACCUUGGAAAGAUGCAGGACAUGUCGCUGAGCAGCUAACCGGAGUCUUCUGUGAAUUCGGGUUUCCACAGAUAUUGCAAUCAGACAACGGCACCGAGUUUGUAAAUGAAAUCGUGCAAAAUCUUGCUGAGACUUGCGGUAUUGAUCACCGCCUCAUCACACCCUAUCAUCCUCGCGCCAAUGGUGCAGCUGAGGCAUGGGUCAAGAAGACCAAAGAAACUGUCAGCAAACGUUUGGAUGGUAUACGUGGUGCAUGGGACUUUUUCUUACCAAGCACACAGCUUGCAUUGAAUAACAAAGUACCCAAACGUACCAAAGUGAGUCCUUUCGUCGCUAUGUUCGGUCGUCGUCUCAACGCGUUCAAGGACUACCGUAGUGAUGAUGGACCAUUGGCCGACUUGAAUGUUGAGGACCUCAUUGAAAGAAUCGAGCACAUGGAGAACGUUCUCUUCCCCACCAUUAGGAAAAGAGCUGAGCAGUACAGCAACCUGAUGAAAGAGAAGUUCAACAUGAAGCACAAACUCGUCGAGUUUCCCACCGGAAGCCACGUAAUGCUGCGUGACAGGCUUAACAAAGCUACCUUCAAGCGCAAAUAUGCAGGCCCAUUUCAGGUCAUUCGUGUAACCAAAGGCGGCUCUUACAUCCUUCUUGAUGAGGAUUCGGGAAAAGAAGUACCACACCGCUUUGCACCAUGGGACCUUAAACCUGCUUCAUUAGAUGAGCUUGAAGCCGACCCAACCGAACGAGAAGAACAUUUUGUGGUUGAAAGGAUCAUCGACUACAAGGGUACCAACCCCAACAAUCUUGAAUACCUCGUUCGCUGGAAAGGUUAUCCUCCUUCUGAAGACUCAUGGAUUCCACCCCAAAACUUUGAUGACCUUUAUCUCGUCGAACAGUUUUGGAAAGACCGUGAUCCACCACAAUUCCUUCACCACAGGGAGACCAAACGUCGGAGAAAACACCAUGCAUAA
Molecule: messenger RNA, 1983 nt
Organism: Lichtheimia ornata
Lineage: Eukaryota; Fungi; Mucoromycota; Mucoromycetes; Mucorales; Lichtheimiaceae
Exons: 1
Biological process (GO): DNA integration
Molecular function (GO): nucleic acid binding
Source: RefSeq, a predicted model, not a curated record